Messenger RNA from Rhodotorula toruloides NP11, 981 nucleotides. RefSeq names its product DASH complex, subunit Dam1. The transcript has 5 exons. The record is from RefSeq and is a predicted model, not a curated record. NCBI's taxonomy places the organism in Eukaryota, Fungi, Basidiomycota, Microbotryomycetes, Sporidiobolales, Sporidiobolaceae. The coding region runs from base 1 to 981 and encodes 326 amino acids. Gene Ontology annotation, biological process: mitotic sister chromatid biorientation. Gene Ontology annotation, cellular component: mitotic spindle; DASH complex; mitotic spindle polar microtubule.
AUGUCAGCCCAAGCAGCAGCACCCUCGCAAACCCGCUCACGCGCGUCAUCUCUCUCCCGCUCCGCCAGCGGCCGACCAACCACCCCGCUCCGCCGCAUCUCAACGACUUCCCUCCGCGCACUCUCGCUGUCGCAGUCGCGGUCGAACAAUGCCUCAUACACCGCCCAGCCUCUCUCGCACCUCAGUGCGGUGUUUGCGGAGUUGGCGGACGCGGUCAGCGAUCUGACGGCCAACUUUGAGGAGUUGGAGAGCGUGCAGAAGAGGCUGGACGGGGUCAACGAGAGCUUUGCUGGGUGGUUGUUGGGACUGAGGGCGAACGGAUACACGGUCGAUUUCCUCGAGGCCCCUACGAAGCUGAACUUUGACCUCGCCGCCGAACGCGCCGCCCUCCGCUACGAGCGCGACCAAGCACAAACGCAGCUCCUGCACGAGCAACAUCAAGAACAGCUCCUCGCCGAACAAGAACACCAGCGACAACAGCAGGCCGAAUUGGACGCGGGUGGAGCGGGCGAGCAGACGUUCAUGACGAAUGACGAGGACCAGAGUUUCGUGUCGCAUCAUCCGGGACAUGCCGAGGGAACGAGGGGAGGGACGAGGGGGCGCGGCGGUGCGAGCGUGAGGGGAGGAAGAGGCGGAGCGGCAGGAGUACGAGGAGGUAAGGCGCCGGUCAUGACGAAGAAGCGGAAAGAGGAGAUGGCCGCCUUCGCCGAUCCCAUCUUGCCGCUUCUGCCGAUCGACGUCCGCGAAAAGCGCCGAACCGAAACCGAGCGUGUUCUCUGGUUCCUGCGCGAACGCGGCCAAGCCCGCGCGAGCAUGCAAGACUUGGUCGCCCAUCUCUCGAGCGGCGGACCGACGCAGUCUGUUCCGCAGGUCCGGAUCAACGAGGUGUUGCUGGCGCUGGUGAGGGCGAAGGUGGUAAUCAAGGGUCCUGUCAAGGGCAUCACCUCUUACCGUCUCGAGCCGAACAAAUACCCAGCCUAG